UUUACAUAAAUUAACCUCUCCUUAAUGAUCAUGGCACUGAAGAUGCUAACAGCUACCAGUUGCUCUGUGAAGGCCAUGUUGCGACCUUCUACUCUCUGCCAUUUUUGGGAGAUGUUAUUUGGCCUUGAGACCUCACUGAGAAGCUUCUCUUUUAAACACGCUAUUCCUCCAUCAGCCAAGUAUGGUGGGCGACACACUGUGACGAUGAUUCCUGGGGAUGGGAUCGGGCCUGAACUUAUGCUGCAUGUUAAGACUGUGUUCAGGCAUGCAUGUGUGCCUGUGGACUUUGAGGAGGUGAUAGUGAACUCCACUUCAUGUGAAGAGGACAUUCACAAUGCCAUCAUGGCAGUCCGUCGAAACUGUGUGGCCUUGAAGGGCAACAUCGAAACUGACCACAACCUGCCACCAUCUCACAAAUCCCACAACAACAUGUUUCGCACCACACUAGAUCUCUUUGCCAAUGUGAUUCAUUUUAAGAGUCUGCCAGGCGUAGAGACAAGGCACAAGGAUGUUGACAUCAUAGUCGUUCGGGAAAACACAGAGGGUGAAUACAGCAACCUGGAGCAUGAGAGUGUGAAAGGAGUGAUUGAGAGCCUGAAGAUCAUUACCAAGGCCAAGUCAUUGCGCAUUGCUGAAUAUGCCUUCCAGCUGGCCCAGGAGAUGGGGCGCAAGAAAGUGAUGGCUGUGCACAAGGCCAACAUCAUGAAACUGGGAGACGGUCUCUUCCUCCAGUGUUGCAGAGAGGUGGCCUCUCGCUAUCCUCAGCUCACUCUCGAAAGCAUAAUUGUGGAUAACACCACCAUGCAGCUGGUAUCCCGGCCCCAGCAAUUUGAUGUAAUGGUGAUGCCCAAUCUUUAUGGUAACAUUGUCAACAAUGUCUGCACAGGGUUGGUUGGGGGAGCAGGUGUCGUGCCUGGUGCCAACUAUGGCCAUACAUACGCAGUGUUUGAAACAGCCUCAAGGCAAUCAGGCAAGAAUUUAGCCAAUAAGAAUAUGGCCAACCCUACUGCCAUGCUUCUGGCAAGCUGUAUUAUGCUGGAUUACCUCAAGCUCCACUCCUUUGCCAACUCCAUUCGCACUGCAGUCUUGGCGUCCAUGGAGAACAAAGAUGUCCAUACUCCAGACAUUGGAGGUCAGAGUACUACGUUGGAUAUCAUUCAGAAUAUCAUAAAUCACAUCAGUGCUGUCAAUUAAAUGGUCAUGACUUGAAGGCUGAGCUAAGUCUAAGUCCUCCUCACUCCUCCUCACCUUACUCUUCUCACUUAGAACCCCUAGCCUGCUAGGCUAGUGUGGACUCUGGAAUAAACUGACUCCUGCUCCAACUCAGAAGAAUCAGGGGAAGGAAAUCAAAUUUGAUUUUUUCUUCUAAAUUAAAAUCUCACUAAUGCCAGAAGCAUUGCUUGUUUAAAUUA
Messenger RNA from Hyaena hyaena (striped hyena), 1412 nucleotides. Its product is annotated as isocitrate dehydrogenase [NAD] subunit gamma, mitochondrial-like. The transcript has a single exon. The coding region runs from base 25 to 1194 and encodes 389 amino acids. The record is from RefSeq and is a predicted model, not a curated record. Gene Ontology annotation, cellular component: mitochondrion. NCBI's taxonomy places the organism in Eukaryota, Metazoa, Chordata, Mammalia, Carnivora, Hyaenidae. Gene Ontology annotation, biological process: isocitrate metabolic process; tricarboxylic acid cycle.